Medioppia subpectinata is the source of this 410-nucleotide messenger RNA. The record is from the annotation of a GenBank genome assembly. NCBI's taxonomy places the organism in Eukaryota, Metazoa, Arthropoda, Arachnida, Sarcoptiformes, Oppiidae.
CAUUUAACAUACUAUACGAGAAGCCAAGUCUGGAGUUAUGUCGCUAUUUAGUUAUGUUAAGGGAUCCGACGAUAACCGGCAAAAUAUCUGUCAAGAAUGUGAUCACAAUUCUUAAUAUUCUGCACUUUUGGAGAUCAAUAUUCACAAAACACCAAAUCGGCAGCAAAAACAAAAUAUAUUGUUAUAAUCUCCGCAAUCUAUUAUACGAAUCGGAUAAAGGAAUAUCGGUGUCCAACAAAGUGUUGGAAACUUUGUUGAUUCGCUACUCAGACAACUCAACGUAUCUAACAUUGGAGUCUUUCAUUCAAUCUCUGGUCAAAUUGCAUCUCUCACACGAACGUUACAAAUCAUUGGAAAGAAAAGGAAAACAUAAUAGCAUUACAUUAGAAGAGAUGAUUCUAUCGACAUUA